Molecule: messenger RNA, 2728 nt
Organism: Ctenopharyngodon idella (grass carp)
Lineage: Eukaryota; Metazoa; Chordata; Actinopteri; Cypriniformes; Xenocyprididae
Gene: cryba2b
Product: crystallin, beta A2b
Exons: 6
Coding region: 1710-2303 (197 amino acids)
Biological process (GO): lens development in camera-type eye; visual perception
Molecular function (GO): structural constituent of eye lens
Source: RefSeq, a predicted model, not a curated record
GUCAUUCGGAGUAACAAAUAUAAAGAGACCAUUUUGGAUCCAGUCAUGGUCAAUAUCAUGUGACAGGAUGUGUCAUCAUUCAGACACCUGCAAAGGACCACAUGGUCGUGAAGCAAAGUAACUUACUCUCUUUUAACUAUUUGAAAAAAUCAUGUUUUCACUUGCUCAUACGCACGUCCCGAAACAUGAGGUUAUUUGGUACAACUGCUAUAAAACAUAAAAAAUGUUGUAGUAUUUUAAAAACUUGUACUUAUUAUAUAAAAUGUUUGAUUGUCCUUUUGCUAGCUAGCUAGAUAUAAGCCUGUUUACAUGGUUUGAAAAUAUCGUCAUUCGGUAUAACCAAAAGUGUCAUUCAGUAAAACUGAAAUUUUGGUUAAACCGAAUGACUUUUUUGGUGACAGAUUUUGUCGAUAUUGUAAAAAAUGACGAAAGCAGUGUUAAUUGAUUAUAAAAACCACAUAAUCUCAUUGUUAACGCUUAAUAAAGCUUCAAAAUGAAUUAUAUUUUCAUCAUUAUUUUUUUACACUUUUAAAAACCUUAUCCAUGAAUGACUAUUGUGUGUAUAUAUAUAUUCAUUAUCCAUGAAUAUAUAUAUACACACACACACUUUAGAUUUUCUUAUCCCAGACAUUGUUAAAGAUUUAAUCCCUGCCGCUAAGAUGCUCCUCUGUCGGUCACGGAUCAUGGAAAGUGAAACUUAACUCUGUCACAGGGGUGGUUGGAUUUAUUGACGCACAUUAAAAAUAUUUAUUAAAAGCUUCUUUCUUUUCACAUUUUUAUUUACAACAUUAUCAUAAUAGGCUGUACAUUAACUUAUUGGGAGAAAACCAGUAGGUCUAUGUAAAAUCAGAUAUUGAGCACCCCCAUAUCUCGUCUCAUGACACCUCUGCGAAGAUUCGACUGUGAGAUUGGUAGUCGAAUCAGGCUCCUCCUAUCAAAGCAUCGAAUCGUUGACUAUUCAGGGUCACCCCUAAUAUAUAUAUAUAUAUAUAUAUAUAUAUAUAUAUAUAUUAGUCUGAAUGCAUGUCAUAAUUACUCUGUGCUACUAGUGUGUGGUGUGUGUUGUUUCCAUUAUGAAAUUAAAGUAUUGAUGCAACUUAAUUAUAAUUAUAUUAUUUCUCUUAUUUUUGUAUCAGGGUGUGUGGGAUGUAAUUGCUUAUCCUGAGAAAAUGAGGAUGAGCUGAGAUCUGUCAAAUCAGGAUAACAGCAACAGCUGUGCGCCCUGUAUCUCUAUAGCACCUGUUCUUACGCAAACAACACCUAACAGAAAAAUAAGGGUAUGAGAGAUGUCCUCAUAUAGGUCAACAGCAGCCAGCUCUGCCCAUCGAGAGCAUCCACAAGCAGGCACCAGAGAGUGACCACGGCUCAGUCUAAUCUCCAACAAUUCUGCUAUUAUCUGCUCUAUCCAAUCAAAGUCUCGUGUCAAAGCAUCGCCAUUGUGAAUAGCCAAGGGUCCAGCGUGGGGGCAGAGAGUGGCGUUUUGAUGAGUCAGUGGGUCUAAGACCUCCACAAUAGGCCGCACAGGGCUCCACAAUAGUCAAGGCUAAUGCGGUUUUUCUGUUGGCUGCUGCUGAGUGUGCAGGCCUGAUGCGCAUUCUGCACUAAAUGAGGGGCCCUGUGCUAUAAAAACACUGGACAAGGGCUUGGCCACCACAUUGAUUAUACUGGAUCUGUCCCACCUCAGUACAGCGCGGUGAUCGACAGCAGCCAUGAAUCCGCAGCAGGAAUUGGAGCAGAGGGGGAAGUUUAGGAUGACUGUGUUCGAGGAGGAGUUCUUCCAGGGCAAGAGCUGUGAAUUCAUGUUUGAGUGCCAGAACAUUCUGGACAGAGACUUCAGAAAGAUUCGCUCCAUUAAGGUGGAGAACGGCCCCUGGGUGGGGUACGAAUAUCCCGAGUUCCAGGGCCAGCAGUUUAUCCUAGAGAAAGGAGACUAUCCCUGUUACCAGGCCUGGAGUGGCAACAGCAGUUACAGAACAGAGCACAUGCUCUCUUUCAGACCUAUUAAAUGUGCUAACCACAGUGACAGUAAGAUUACCCUCUAUGAGUGUGAAGACUUCAUGGGACGUAAAUUUGAGAUGUGUGAGGACUAUCCCUCCCUCCAAGCCAUGGGUUGGUGCAGCAAGGAAGUUCCCUCAAUCAAAGUCAACUCUGGAGCCUGGGUAGGCUAUCAGUUUCCUGGUUACCGUGGAUAUCAGUACAUCUUUGAGAGAGACAGACGCCAAGGAGAGUACAGAUGCUACAACGAGUACGGCACCCAGGCACACACCAAUCAGAUCCAGUCUAUGCGCAGAAUUCAGCAAUAAGACCCGACACCAUUAUGUACCCAUCAUGUCAUGCCGUGUCAUUACUAUAGGCAAUAAAGACAUUAUUUAAACUAUGGUAAAAGAGUGCUUGUGGCAAUUCCUUGCUUUUUUAAAUAAAAUAACUUCUCUGCUCAAAUCAUGGAUCUGCUAAGUGGUAAUCCUUGAUGUAAAAAACAAAAAUGUCUGAUGCUUUUUAAAGCUAUAUGUAAUUAGAGAAGGCCUCCCAAAUUUCAAGGUAAAUGUAAUCAUGCAGAAAUGUUGGCAAGAUUUUUUUCUGAGACAGACUACACUUUCAAUGGAGGAAUAAGCCACUUCGUUAUAUUUAAGAAUUAGGAUGAUUUACACCAGCUGAACAACACCAAGUCUUGCUUAAUGACAUUCUACACCAUCUAUAUGAUGGAGGAUGUGAGACUGUGAUAUUUCUA